Dicentrarchus labrax (European seabass) is the source of this 2866-nucleotide messenger RNA. It is a transcript of the gene chaf1b, whose product is annotated as chromatin assembly factor 1, subunit B. Lineage: Eukaryota; Metazoa; Chordata; Actinopteri; Moronidae. Gene Ontology annotation, molecular function: protein binding. Gene Ontology annotation, cellular component: nucleus; CAF-1 complex. The transcript has 14 exons. Gene Ontology annotation, biological process: nucleosome assembly; DNA replication-dependent chromatin assembly. Bases 106 to 1953 code for a protein of 615 amino acids. The record is from RefSeq and is a predicted model, not a curated record.
GGUUUGCGUCCAAUCACUGCAGCCUGCUCAACCGGAAGUUUUGAACGAAUCGUACGCGGGAAAUUAUUGCUCGCUUCAGCUGGACAACGAAGAAGGUUAUACAAAAUGAAGUUGGUAACGUGUGAGAUCGCAUGGCACAACAAGGAGCCAGUCUACAGUCUGGACUUCCAGCACAGCUCAGAUGGACGCAUUCAUCGGCUGGCCACAGCUGGAGUGGACACCACAGUCAGACUGUGGCGGGUAGACACGGGCCCAGACGGGAAGGCAGUGGUGGAGUUUCUGUCUAAUCUGGCUAGACAUACCAAGGCUGUCAACGUAGUGCGCUUCAGCCCUAAUGGAGAGCUGCUUGCUUCAGGAGGAGAUGAUGCAGCGAUUUUGCUGUGGAAGCUCAAUGACUCUAAGGAGCCUGAGCAGACCCCCAUCUUCCAGGAGGAUGAAGAUGCUCAGCUCAACAAGGAGAGCUGGUCUGUGGUCAAGACACUAAGGGGACACAUAGAGGAUGUUUAUGACAUCUGCUGGACACGAGAUGGAAAUUUCAUGGUGUCUGGGUCUGUUGACAACACUGCUGUUAUGUGGGACAUCAACAAAGGACAGAAGCUAUGUAUCUUGAAUGACCAUAAGAGCUAUGUCCAGGGGGUGACCUGGGAUCCUCUGGGGCAAUAUGUAGCCACUCUCAGCUGUGACAGAGUGAUGCGUGUGUACAGUACUCACACCAAGAAGAAGGCCUUCUGUAUCAGUAAAAUGAGCUCUGGGCCGCUUGCAGAGGGAGAGGUCAAGCAGUACCGAAUGUUCCAUGAUGACAGUAUGAGGUCAUUUUUUCGACGUCUUUCAUUCACACCAGAUGGGUCUUUCCUGCUCGCCCCAGCUGGAUGUGUGGAGAUAGGAGAAAAUGUCAUAAAUACUACCUACAUCUUUUCCAGGAAGAGCCUCAAGAGGCCUAUUGCCCACUUACCAUGCCCAUCUAAAGCUACACUGGCUGUGCGCUGCUGCCCCAUCUACUUUGAACUGAGAACCAAAAAAGGAGAAGAUGGUUCUAUACAGACUCUUCCCAAUGUAUUCCAGUUGCCGUACCGCAUGGUGUUUGCUGUGGCAUCUGAGGACUCCAUCUUUCUGUAUGACACACAGCAGACUCUUCCUUUCGGCCUGGUGUCCAACGUCCACUACCACACACUCAGCGACCUUACAUGGUCUCGUGAUGGUUCCUUCCUAGCUGUGUCCUCUACAGACGGUUAUUGCUCCUUCCUGUCCUUCUCUCCUGGGGAGCUGGGCACCCCACUGAAGGAGCCCCCCACCCUGGAGGUCUUUGCCCCAAACAGUGGUGUUGAGAAAAGGGGCAAGAAAUCGGCCAGGACCUCAUCUCCUGUGACCCAGCCACCAAGCUCAGCCCCGACUCCCACAUCCCAAACCAGCCAUGGCAAAGAUGUCCCCUCUGUCACCCCUCCAGAAGAGAAGAAGAGCACCCCCAGUGCCAAGUCUAAACCUCAGCCCCGUAGGAUCACCCUCAAUACCCUGGAGGGCUGGGGAAAGCCCUCCACCCCUAAAGCCACAGCUCCUUCAGCACCUCAGACUCCAACAUCAGCAAGCACAAGUGCACCCUCUACUCCCCAACCAUGUGUUGCUCCUCUCACCCCUACCAACUCCUCCAAAACACAGCCACGCAUCACCCCCCUCACUCCCUCCACCCCAAAAGUCCACAACAGUGCAAAUACUCCAGGGCCCACUACGCCUAAGGGUACAACCACCCCAAAGGGGCCCACCCCAAGGAGAGUAUCUUUGACUCCCGUUGCAUCAAGAAUUCCAGCUGUUAGUUCACUGUUCCGCACUCCCUCCUCCACUGAGAAGGCCAAACAUGAGCGUCCUUCUCCUCCCACAGAUCCAGUGUGCCAGCCUCCAGAGUCCAAACGGCCCAAGACCAGCGAACCCCCAGCAAACACCAGUGUCACCCAGGCUUAGUGUUUACUGGGAACAGCGCAGUGCUAUGAUAUCAGAAAAGAGUACAUAUAGCAGAGGGGGACAGUUAAAAGUCCAGUGUGUAACAUUUAAGAGGAUCUAUCGGCAAAAAUUGAAUAUAUUAUACAUAACUAGGUUUUUAUUAGCGUAUAAUCACCUGAAAAUAAGAAUAGUUGUUGUUGUUUCCUUAGAAUGAGCUGUUUUUAUCUACAGACAUCCUGUGUCGGCAUCCACGGAGGUUGCCAUGUUAAACCAGCAUGUUUCUACAGUAGCCGUAGCAGAACGGACAAACACUGGCUCUACAUAGUGAUGUUUUUUGCAGCCAUCAUAGUUCCUCCUACACACUUUGAAGGGGAAGAAGUUGCAAUCUUCAUCUUCAUUGCUAGAUGCCACUGAAUCUUACACACUGGUCCUUUAAAGAAGCCUCAGUACAAAACCACUGAGGCUCCCCGUGGAUGUAACAUAGUACAAAAGCAUUGUGUGUUUGGCUGAUAUUGUCUGUACUUGAUGUUAGUAGAUGAAGCUUGAACCUCAGAUAAUGUACUCAGUUAUACAACAAACUGCAUUGCAGUAAGUGUCCUUGAACUAACUUUUAUUUUAGUCGUGUGUGUUUUGUAUCAUACAGUUUUGAGGUAAUUGUAUUAUAUUUGAUUUUUGUUUUUACAUUCAGAUGCUUAAGUGCUGUUGUAAAAAAAGGAAAGUUCUGUCAUCUCUUUUCACUAAUAUGUGAUUGUAAAAAAAAUUGCCCUUGAAAGCCUGAGAAAGAAAAAAGAAAAGCGAUUCAGGUUUUAUUUCCUUGUGACACCUUUGUAUAGUCUUUAUCUUAAGACUGUUGACCAACAACUUGAAUGAAAAACUCAACAUUGUCAAGCAUUUAAGAGUCAUUUUCUCAUUGUCUAAUAAAGGAUGUUUCAUA